Argentina anserina (silverweed cinquefoil) is the source of this 530-nucleotide messenger RNA. RefSeq names its product lamin-like protein. The coding region runs from base 39 to 530 and encodes 163 amino acids. Lineage: Eukaryota; Viridiplantae; Streptophyta; Magnoliopsida; Rosales; Rosaceae. Gene Ontology annotation, molecular function: electron transfer activity. The record is from RefSeq and is a predicted model, not a curated record. The transcript is spliced from 4 exons. Gene Ontology annotation, cellular component: plasma membrane.
UAGAGAGAUUGAGGCAUUGAGUUAGCUAGGGUUGAAAAAUGGAAGGUCUGAAAGACAAGGUUGAGAGGCUGAUGAGCAUGAUAGUAAUAUUGAUGAUACUGAUGUCGACUACUGUCGAAUCCAGGGAGCCAGUGCUUCAUAAGGUUGGAGGGGGAAGGAUGACUUGGGUCCCCGAUGUUAACUUCACUGAUUGGUCAACUAAAGAGCAUUUCUAUGUAGGCGAUUGGCUCUAUUUUGGGUUCGACAAACAUAUAUACAAUGUCCUCGAGGUGAACAAGACCAGUUACGAGAAUUGCAUCGACAAAGAUUACAUCUACAAUGUUACUCGAGGCGGGCGUGAUGUGUUCAACUUGACAGAAGCAAAGACAUAUUACUUUCUGAGCGGCCGAGGCUACUGCUACAAAGGGUUGAAAGUUGCUGUUUUUGUUGAGCAAACACCACCAAUUAAUGCUCUGAUUGCUAACCAUUUCUCUUCUUUAGCCCCCAUUACUCCCCCUAUUAACUCCUUAUUCAGCAGUUAUAUCAGUUGA